AGGACAUUGCGAGUGAAGUGACAUUUGUUCUGUUGACAACAGAUUCUUCUUCUUUUCCAAUCAUUCAGAAAUGUACGUCAAUUGGAUUUAGGCACACUCUAGCAUCUCUAUACAGAGAAGUGGCGCAUUGCUGCUUUUCACUUGAUUCUUUGAGGACAGGUAUGCAUUUAAUGUUGCAGGUCAGCUAACUGGCUGGCAUUUAUAGUAUAGACACAAACUGACUUCCUACUUCUUAUCUGACCAUCUUCAAAGCCAGCAAACCGAUGACCCGUGAACACUUAAGUAGUGACAGUAUCCUCUUUUUAAUCGUUCAGCGUGGUUUGCUGUUUUUAAGAAGAGUUAAAGGAUUGAAGUUGCACUGUUAAGGAGUCAGUCACUAGAGGCAGCGGUGAAUGGUUGAGUCAGUUUCCUCCUCAUAGAGUUUCAUGAUAAUGCCAUCUCACUGAGUGUCCAUUGAGGUUGCCCCAGCACCCUGACUUGAAUGGCUGUGUGCAGAGGGGGUGUCUCUGUUUGGGUGGGGUGUGCCAGGAACCAUGGUGGCAGACAACCAAUGACGAAACAGUGCUGGAGUCUAUGUCAGACAACUGAGUUUCACCUGAAUGACAACUGUAGGACUCUGAGCAGUGCAUCAUGGGCCUUGGCCACUCCGAACUGUCUUCGCUACCAGUCCGUUAAACAGCCAGCCCUAUCCCAUCCCUUCCACCAUGCCUGCCAGCCCAAUAGAGCUCCCAGCCUGGAGGAGGCGGAGUGGGAGGAGGCCGUCAGCCUGUGUGUCUUGCUCAAACCCGGAGAGACCGAUGUGCAGCACACAAUGGUGGAGGUGCCACUGCUCGGGCAAGCCAAACUAAGCGAGCUCCUGGCUUUGGGGCCCAAUAAACACUUUGACUUGUUUUUUCCUUUAACCACUGUUGAUGGCAGGAGAGAGGAUGAUAUAAGCAUUACCAGAAAGGUAGGGACUGAGGUAAAGCCCCAGCAGGAGCUGAGGGAUAGCGGCUCCUUCAGGAGUCUGUUUGAGACUGAGGGAUGUCCCGCACCGUUUAUGUUGGGAUCUUGCUUCUAUUGCUUUCAUUGCCCCAGGAUAGAGUCUCACUCGGAGACAGAGGACAAAAUAAUAUGGGGACAGGAAGAGCAGAGCUUCUGUCCAGCCCUCCAUGUCACACAUUGCAGCCAUGCUAAGAUGGAGAGUGUGGACAAGAGUUCUAGUCAGAAGGACAUGGAGAAUGAGGAAAAACUUGCCCUCAUGUACGAAAAGCUGAGGGUGGAGCUGCCCAGUUUCUUUGUGAAAAAUCAUGACUACAAUAUGUACUCUGAAGAUGUCGAGUUCAUCAAUGGUCUUCUGAACACCAAGACAAGGGGCCGUGUGGUAUACCAGAUGACUCUGAAACUUUGGCGAAUGAUGUGUCUGUGUUACUAUGCGGAGGCUCAGCUGGAAGUGCUGAAGCUGACCAAGCAUCCAGAGGAUGGCUCCAUUAAAGCUCGCUGGAGAGUCAAAGGCCUCCCCUUCCAUUCCCUUCUGGUGUUCUUCUACAAAAAAGACAAGAGCCAACUCUACAAAACUUAUGAUGCAUUCUCCACCUUCUAUCUUGGCUCUGAUGGACGAAUACACUGUCAUAAAGUUGAAAAGGUUAUGCAGGCUCGCCCUCCCUUGCUACCUAAAGUGACCUCCGUGCUGGCCGGGGCUUUGGUGACUCUGGGUAUUCAGGAACACCGACCAGCCCUCAACCUGCUCCCACUUUUGCUGUCUUCCAUCCGACAGGCCCGAGCCUGAGCUGCAAGAUGCGUAUGCACAGCAGGAUGUGUGUUUUGUUACACCAUUAAAAAGACUGAAAAAGAUGCAGAGCUUAAGAUAAAAAGAGAGCCACAUUGCGAGUCUUGAGUGAAAUGCAGAAAAAGAACAAACUAGUUAAAACUGUUGUCGUUUGAAACCAUUUCCUGUGUGCACUCUUGAAUUUAAAUGACGUACACUUAUAUCAGAUAAGGGUCCCACUUUAUAUUAGGUGUCUUUUGACUGCUAUGUAAUACCAUUAAAAUACAUACAAUACAAUUUAUUGUGUAACUACACGUUUUUUUCUGCAAAAUUCUCACUAGACCACAUUUGAUGCUACAUAGGGUGAGAUUCAGGUAUGAUUUUGGAAUAGGAGACAGGGUUUCGUGUAAGGGUUGGGGUAAGGUUAACAGUGUAAUUACAGAUGUAAUUCAUCACAGGUACUUUAAAUGUAAGUACAAUGCAAAAACAUGUAUGCACAUACAGUAAUAUGUACAUUGUACCAAAUGCUUAACUACAUAGUAGUUAAAGACACCUAAUAUAAAGUGGUUGCAGAUCAGUUCUAAACACUCAUGCAGAUGUACAACUAGUUUGAAAUGCAACAGCUUUCAAAGUCUAGCUUAAUACAUAUUACAGUAUAAGACAAGAUAACCCAAUAUCCCUCAUCGUUGGAGCCAUCAUUCACUAAACGGUAGAUUAUUUCUUAACACAAUUAUGGAUUUGAUGCACACAAUAACUUUAAUUUUAAAAGGCCCUGGACAAGUGGCCAACUGUAAAUACCUUGAGGCAGCUUUGCUGAGACGGUUUCUGGUCUGUUGUGUCUGCUGUAAAAACAAGCUUCAUUUAAGCACAGUCCAAAUAAAAAGAUUUAAUCAGGGAUACUCCAGAUAACAGUGGAAAUGAUUAUCAGGAAAGGUGAUGUCUAAAUUGUAUUGUCUAUAUUGAACGGUUUGCUUAAUUAUGUAUUUUUUGUAUUAACAUAUUCAUUGGAGAUUUCAUCAGUUGCAUUGAUUGAAUGUUGAGUGAAUGCUUCAAGGAUGGUUCCUGAAAAUAAACACUCAGCUAAUUAAUUUACCAAGUAGCUUAAAUCAAUUAAAGUCUUUAGGGUUGCUGGCUUCUUUGUUAAAUUUAAGGGAAAUAAUGCCAGGGACUGCUUUUGAGAGUAGAAAAGUUGUUUCUGUUAUGGAAUUGUGCUUGUUUGACCUUUACUUUAUUUAUUUGCCAGUUUUCAACAUGCGAGUCAACUGGUGACACUUAGUGAAGACAACUCUAGCUCUCACAAUGCCAAAUCUUGUUCUGCACUGGUCUUACUUUAAAUGCCACACCGUCCAUGUAAAUUAAAACACUCUUUUAUGUAAGACUACAUGCUUAUAAAAUUAAAUCUUUCCCCAUCCUUACCAUUGCAUGGGUUAUUGUUAUCCAGGUUAAUUGUUCAGUUUGGCUCCGAUUUAUUCAUCUCCACCAGUUGGCUUUGUGACAGCUCAUUUGUUGGUGUUCACAAAAAUACAAAUUAUUUCAGUUUUAUCAAGAACAUUUCCAAGUACUUAAGCCUCCAUUGGUAAAUACAUAGAAAAAACAUGUGAGAAAGUAAAGAAAAAGGCAAUAUUAUGCAUGAGAACACAUCUGUUUCAAGUGCUUGUGCUUUUAAAUGAACGCUUGGUCACGCAGUAAUCUGUACAACUCAAAUAAUUCCAAAGGGUAAGAGCCUGUUAAAAUGGAAGCAUAUGAAAACACAAGUCAGUGGUCUUCUACACAAAUUACCCAAAAACCUGGUGUGAAUGUAUUGUGUGAAAAUAAAAUGCAU
Messenger RNA from Xyrauchen texanus (razorback sucker), 3569 nucleotides. RefSeq lists its product as uncharacterized. Bases 482 to 1768 code for a protein of 428 amino acids. The transcript has 7 exons. Lineage: Eukaryota; Metazoa; Chordata; Actinopteri; Cypriniformes; Catostomidae. The record is from RefSeq and is a predicted model, not a curated record.